Messenger RNA from Perkinsus marinus ATCC 50983, 2232 nucleotides. Its product is annotated as Protein white, putative. Gene Ontology annotation, cellular component: membrane. Lineage: Eukaryota; Perkinsozoa; Perkinsida; Perkinsidae. The transcript is spliced from 3 exons. The record is from RefSeq and is a predicted model, not a curated record. Gene Ontology annotation, molecular function: ATP hydrolysis activity; ATP binding; ABC-type transporter activity. The coding region runs from base 28 to 1842 and encodes 604 amino acids.
CUGCAGCUUUGAGUAGUUCAUUGUUGAAUGGCAUCGCCAAGACACAAAGGGGGGGACCUGGAAGAUGGUCUCGAGAUGUCUCCCGGUCAUGGUCUGCACUUCCCGCUUCCUGAACGCGUGCCUUCGCUUGGAUGGAGGGGAAUCAACUUCACCGCUGGAGGACGCAAGAUCCUGAAAGAUUGCUCUGGAAUCAUUCAUCCGGGAGAGUUCACAGCCGUCAUGGGCCCGUCGGGCUCGGGUAAAACUACUCUGAUGAACAUCCUAAGUGGAAGACAGAACCCUUCGGGUGGCGGUCUGAAGGUCGACGGCACGGUGACUUUGGAUGGGCGAAUAACGGCGCCGUCGAAGUUCCGUGACAGCGUCGCGUAUGUGAUGCAAGAAGAUGCAUUGGUAUCGACGAGCACCCCUCGAGAGGUACUCGAAUUCGCUGCUACACUCAAGUUGGACAAAAGCAGACAUGAGGUCAAAACUAUUGUCAACGAUAUGCUGGAGUAUCUCCGUCUGAGUACUUGUCAGAAUACGAUGGUGGGCAAUCAACUAACUCGAGGAAUAUCAGGCGGUGAGCGCAAGAGGACUUCUAUUGGGAUGGAGCUCAUAACACAACCAAGUAUGUUAUUCUUGGACGAGCCUUUGACCGGGUUGGACUCCUAUGCGGCGGUGACGACCUCGAGGGUUCUCAAAGGAUUGGCUGAACACGGUGUAACGGUCCUUAUGACAGUUCAUCAACCUUCAAGCGAAGUCUUCGAGCUUUUCGACAGGGUCAUGCUCAUCAACGAGGGCGAGAUAGUGUACCAUGGCCCGAGGACCUCUCUCGAAGACUACUUCGUGAGUCAUGCGGACUUGCGCUGUCCACCUCAUUACAAUCUCGGUGACUUCGCUCUUUACAAGCUCCAGACGCAGCCACCUGAAGUCAUAAGCCGUCUAGUCGACGCAUACAAGGCUGGGAUGGUCGAUGCUGAUGCGAAGUGCGUUACUGGAGAUGGUAUGAAGAAUGGAGUCGUCAAAGCCACCAUGAACACACCGUAUCGUGCCGGCCUUCACAAGCAGUUCCAUAUGCUGGCAGCACGCGAGUUCAGAGCAGUUGUAAGGGACCCAGACGUUUUCAUCGUACGCUAUAUCGUCGUGAUGUGCACUAACCUCCUGUCGGCAUCCAUCUUUCAUGACUCCGGUAGACCAGGAUCAGAGCUGUUCUGGCUGACUAACAUGCGACUCUUUCAGCCCUAUUUCUCUGCUGUAGUGAUCAUGUGUCUGACGCAACUGUUCGGACCAGCUCAAACAGCGAUAAUCCGUUACCCUGAGCAACGCAUGGUCUUCUUGAGAGAGUACACCAGCGGCAUGUAUUCAGCGAUCCCCUAUGUCAUAUCGAAGAGUAUGAUUGAACUACCGUUAGCACUCUUCGAGUGCUUUCUCCAGAUUGUAGUCUUCUACUGGAUCGUAGGUCUUCAAGGCAACUUCAUGUUCUGGUUGUUGCUCCUCUGGCUACUUCAUCUGGUAUCCUCGUCCCUUGCGCAGCUAAUGGGUGCUACAACUUCAACUGUUAACAGAGCUAUGCAGUUGAUGCCCCUCCUCUUCAUGCCCCAAAUCGUCUUCUCAGGCCUUUUCAUUAAUCUUGAGAGGAUCCCUGUAUGGCUUCGCUGGGGACAGUACGUAUCCUAUCUCAAGUACGGCGUGAACCUUGGUUACUUCAUUGAGUUUGGUUUUGAUAAGCCGACUCUUGCUGGGAUUAACUCGAUAUACGCCAAUUUGGUCGGUCUUGAUAUGGGUAUUCUCCUCGCCAUGUUGAUCAUUUUUCGCAUUUUCACAAUAGUCGUGCUCAGGCGCAAAGCUCGCUUCGUUCAUUAAUACGUUCGCCGCAGCCUUGUGCCUGGGAUUCUCAUCGUGGCAUGCUAUAGCUGCCAAUGAGAACAAUCCUCGUAACAUUCAUUGAAAUAUCUUCGAGUAACUAUCAUAAGUAUGUCGGAACAUAUCCAACCUUAAUUGCUCGUCCUUCAAAACGGACCAGCUUUUCUCCGGAUGAUCGUCCGUACAUCGUGGCACAGAGGUAUCAUUUCAUACUCCAGUUUUGGAGGAGACUCAGACGUUGUACUGGGGAGGAGUCAAAUAUCAGAGCCCAUCACUGAUGAUAAUGUGCCGUGAGAAAUCAUCCUAGAUAGUCUGUCGCCGUUGGGGUCAAUCUAUUUUGUACGAAGCAUAUCUUUCGGAUGAAGCUUCUUUAGUCGAUCAUCUUCUCUC